AUGCGACAGAUUUCGUUAAUUCUAAUAUUCCAGAUACUUUUACUCUUUGGAAGAGUUGAUUCAAAAUUUCGGUUCCGUCCUAAAAGGAAGAUGAAGCCAUUGGCUGGUACUUAUGGUGGUAGCCGGUAUAAGAUAAUUGAUUUUACCAAUACUGGUUUUAACGGUACUUACACUCCCGUGAGUGCGUUACUUAAUAGUGAGGGUCCUGAUUGUAGCUGUCAUGUGGCUGCCCCCAUAUGGUUUACUGGAGAUCAUGCCCCAUUGGACGAUGAAUUUUCGAUCCAUUUUCGGGGACCUUUAAAAUUACACAAGUUUGCCCAUUAUGUGUCACCUUAUUUUGUAUUUGGGGACCCUUACUCCGAGGAUUGGGAAAGGCUGUCAUACUAUGAUGCUAAAUCUCAAACUGCUGAAAAUGUAACGUUCAUGCUUAAAGGUGGUGCGAAUUCCCCAUGUUUAGGUAAGGCGUUGACUUAUGCUUCUGCUUCCGGAAAGGGCCCGUCGUCAUCUCCGGUGCCGCUAGCUGACGGUGUUUUACUUAACUCUGAUGAAGAGUAUAGUCUUUUCUCAGGUGUUCCGUGUGGUGCAUCUGGACUAGGUAACGAUUGCGGUGUUUAUCGUGAUGGUAUACCUGCUUACCAUGGCUUCGCUGCCGGUACAAGAAUGUUUUUGUUCCAAUUUGAGAUGCCAACAGAGACGCUCCCAAAGACUAACAAUUAUACAUAUUAUGACUUACCAGCAAUCUGGCUAUUAAACGCUAACAUUCCUAGGACUGGGCAAUACCCUUAUCAUCCCAAUUGUUCUUGUUGGUCUAGCGGGUGCGGUGAGUUCGAUGUAUUCGAGUCUAUGAAUCUCACUGAAGCCAACCAUCUAUAUCCAGCUAUCCAUACGUACCAAGGAAUUGGGGAUAUAGGAAGAGGUAUACAACCUCCAGCAUUUAUUCAAAGAGAUCCUAAUGCUGUGAUGAAUGGAGGGAUUAUAUUUGAUUCAGAGAGAGGCAUCCGAGUUUUUAUAACUAAAAGUAGUGAUCACUACUAUGAUAUAUUACCCGUUGAGGUUUUGGAUGAGAUGAUGGAAGAUAUUUCCCCAAGGGAUAUAUUCCAUAUCGAGCUUCCAGUUGUUGACGUCAAUUUACCUGAAGACGAGGAAGAAGAAGGUAGAGAAGACCCUCCAAGUGAUGAAACUCCAGAAGAUGACGAGGAAGAAGACAACCCCGAUGAUGAGUAUCCUGAUGAUGAUGACUACGAAGACGAAUUUCCUGAUGAAGAUGAGGAUGAAGAUCAAGAUCAAGAUGAAGACGAAGAUGAAGAUAACGAAAAAGAUGAAGAUGAAUGUGAGGAUGAUGAUGAUGAUGAUAAUCCAGAUGACGAUGAUGAGGAUGGAAAUCCUGAUGAAAAAGAAUGUACUAAGAAGAAGUCUGCUUAUGGCGCAAAUUCAACAGAGUCCCUCUCUGUUUCCAAAAGAGCCAAAGCCGCUGGAAAAAGUAAACAGGUAGUUAGAAGGGUUAGAAAUCAUCGUUUGAAACGCGACAAUACUGGUGACCAGACUUUUAUGAAGAUUUCAGAACAAAAAUUUGAAAAAGUGCAACUGUCGUCUGCCUCCAGACUGCUGCUACACUCCACCGAAAUGCUAAGCGGCUCCGUUAUAGUCUUAUGUGCUUCCUUAGUAUACUUGCUUACAUAG
Molecule: messenger RNA, 1680 nt
Organism: Eremothecium sinecaudum
Lineage: Eukaryota; Fungi; Ascomycota; Saccharomycetes; Saccharomycetales; Saccharomycetaceae
Gene: TOH1
Product: Toh1p
Exons: 1
Coding region: 1-1680 (559 amino acids)
Cellular component (GO): fungal-type cell wall
Source: RefSeq, a predicted model, not a curated record